AUGGUGAAUACUCGAAAGGGUUCGUAUAUGGUGAAAUCGUUCGAAGAUGAACCUGAAGCUCAAAUUUCGUCGUCUUUUGUACAAAAGGUUGCUGUUGAAAUGCCUACUGAUCCUUCAGUGUCUGUUCAUUCUCAGGAAAGCUCGUCAACUGAAAGAGUGUUUGUUUCUACUCCGUCACUUCCCUCUGAACCGAAUGUUGCCCAUGCAUCUAUUCCUGGUGAUGUUUCUGCUGCACCUGAAGUUAGAACUAAUGUUCAUAAUGAUAAGGAUGAGUUGGAUCCUCAUAAUCCUAACAUUCAUUUUGAAGAAGUUCCUGCCGCUGCUGAUAAUAACCCAACUGUUCCACCUGCUUCUCCUGAAAUCCUUGUGGCAUCACAGCCAGCAAAGAGAAAAUCUCAACAAAAUCGACGUAAUAUAACUACCAAAACUGGCAGAAAGAAGAUUCCUCCUAAUAUUUCAUCUGUUCCAAUCGAUGGAAUAUCCAUUCAUCACGAGGAGAAUGUUCAACGUUGGAAGUUUGUGGUCCAACGGAGGUUAGCAGAUGAGCUUAUUAGGGAGUUUAUAGUCAACUUGCCUGAUGAAUUUAAUGAUCCUAGUAGCCUGGAUUAUCAGACCGUUCAUAUGAAGGGUUUCAAAUUUGUAAUUUCUCCUACUGUGAUAAACAGUUUUCUAGGAAAUGUUGUUGCUCUUGACUGUUCUCCGUCAUCUCCUUCAACUGAAGUUUUGGCUUCUAUUUUAUCUGGUGGGACUCUGUCUUCGUGGCCUGUCAAUGGGAUACCUGCAGUUGCUCUGAGUGUCAAAUAUGCAAUCCUGUAUAAGAUCGGUAUUGCCAAUUGGUUCCCAUCAUCCUAUGCCUCCAGUGUAUCUGCUGCCUUAGGGACUUUCUUAUAUCGAAUUUGUAAUGACGACAAGAUUCCAAUUGCUCUCCCACGGUUCUUUUCUAGUAUGCUCCUUCAUUUGAAUGCUGCUGUGGUAACUACAUCUAAUGCUCCUGGACCUAAUCCUAAAACAUUGUCCCUCAGCUACAGACUUUUUCAAGGCAGUCAUGUACCUAAUAUUAAUCAUGAUGUGCAUCCUUCUCCAGGACUGUGCAUCUUCGAUAGAAGUGACUGGGAUGAGUUUGUUGAUGGCUUCUUUGUUGAUCGAGAGUUAGCUUCUAGAAUUGUUAAUUCACUUACCGCUGAAUCUCGAGCUCUGUCUAAUUCCAUCAAUCUGUUGUCUGAACGACGACUAGAAGUUGACUCUCUCAUUCGUCAUUUGAAGACUUUUGCACCGUCUACCAGUCAAAGGUAUCAUGGAUCUGAUUGA
Molecule: messenger RNA, 1308 nt
Organism: Cucumis melo (muskmelon)
Lineage: Eukaryota; Viridiplantae; Streptophyta; Magnoliopsida; Cucurbitales; Cucurbitaceae
Exons: 5
Coding region: 1-1308 (435 amino acids)
Source: RefSeq, a predicted model, not a curated record